Messenger RNA from Closterium sp. Yama58-4, 1200 nucleotides. The record is from the annotation of a GenBank genome assembly. NCBI's taxonomy places the organism in Eukaryota, Viridiplantae, Streptophyta, Zygnematophyceae, Desmidiales, Closteriaceae.
AUGGCUUCGUGCGACCAAUCCGCAUUUCCAAAUCCAGCCAAUAGCAGCUCGCUUAGCGCCACGUCAGCACAACCUCCGCCACCGCCGUGCACGCCAACAACUCCAGUAUCGCCAGCCAUGUUUUUCACAACGAUUAUAGCAUUCGUAGUCAUUGUAGCCGCUUCAGGCCUCGUCAUCUAUAUCUUACACAGGCUGGGGUGGUUCGCUGAACACGAGCCUGCGACAGUACAACCAGCAGCAGCUGCUCGAUUGCUGGUCCUGCGCGAAUCUGCGAGCGUCGCCAAUUCGUCGCAAGGGUUGGAUCCUGCACUGGUUCGCUCAUUCCCAGUUUACACUUUCCGCGACAAACUCGCCGAUCGCGACGUUACUACCGAGAUGACCGUAUUAACCUCCUUUCACAAGAUCAGCCGCGAAAUUUCGCGUUCCCUCAGCUCCUCGCGUCGACUCAGCAAAGAUGUUUCUCUCACACGCUGCCCCUCCCGCAACGAUUCCAAUACGGCCGGCGCCGAACUGGCUACAGAAGGUGCAGGUGAACCUGGCUCGAAACGAAGCGAAUUCGUGGUAACCAUCGAGGGCGAAGACGAGGCGAUGACGUGUCGGCGCGAGUGCGCGGUGUGCCUGGGCGAGUACGCGGCGGGCGAGCGCAUCAAGGUGGUGCCGGCGUGCGCACACGGCUUCCACGCCGACUGCAUCGACCUCUGGCUCGCCGCCAAAACCACCUGCCCCAUCUGCCGCCGCGACCUCACGCCGCGAUCGUUAAAUUCCACCGACCCUGUCGUCCCCAUCACCCAACAAGGAGGGGUAGCAGAAGGAACAGUGGGUGAGGGAGAAGGGGCAGUGCCAGCGCCGCUACACGUUGGAGCAGCAGCAGCAAAAGCCACAGCAGCAGUAGUGCGAGGUGAGAGAGCACCAGAACCAGCAGUGGACGGUGCGAGUGCUGCAGCAGCCGUGGGAGGUGAGAGAGCACCAGAACCAGUAGUGGACGGUGCGAGUGCUGCAGCAGCAAUGGGAGGCGAGACAGCAGCAGCAGUGGGAGAUGAGACUGCAGCAGCAGCAGCAGCAGCAGCGGGAGGUGAGACUGUAGCAGCAGCAGCAGCAACAGCAGCAGCAACAGCAGUGGGAAGUGAGGGAGCCGCAUUAGCAGACACAGAACCAGUCCUGGUUGCUGAAGGGAGGAGAGGAGCGGCAGAGGUAGGCUGA